Molecule: messenger RNA, 2628 nt
Organism: Rubroshorea leprosula
Lineage: Eukaryota; Viridiplantae; Streptophyta; Magnoliopsida; Malvales; Dipterocarpaceae
Source: the annotation of a GenBank genome assembly
GAGGAGAGAGCUACUGAAUUGUGCUCUUUAUGGGUUGAAUAUCUGAAAGAUCCAGAUUGGCAUCCUUUCAAAUGCAUUAAAGUUGAAGGAGAAGGAGAAGAACACCAGAUUGUUCCUGACGGUUUGCUGUGAUUCUGUUUCAGGAAGUGAUAGAUGAUGAAGAUGAAAAGCUGAAAGAUCUGAAGUAUGAAAUGGGUGAAGAGGUUUACCUGUCAGUCAUAGCAGCUCUAAAGGAGAUAAAUGAAUACAAUCCCAGUGGGAGGUAUAUAAUCUCAGAAUUAUGGAAUUAUGCAGAAGGAAAGAAGGCAACACUGAAAGAGGGGGUAGUAUAUCUACUUAAGCUGUGGGACACAAGUAAACGCAAAAAGGGAAUGCUUUGAAGGAUCUUGGCUCCUAGGAGAGACACCAUUAUCAAAAUGAACGGCAUCCAUAAUGUAGCAUUUGAGCUGGUGUACUAUUCAUAAAAAAUGAUAUUGUUGAUGUAGUCUUUUAGUUUUUAGGCACUGAAUUGUUAAUCAAUGCCUCUUCUUGUCAUUUCGGUUAUGUAGACCCAUUUAACUUGAACUUUCAAGGUCUGUAUUGCAGUAGGUCUAAGGUUGCGUUUACUUGUCUUGGAGGAGAGUGUGCUUCAUGUAGCCAUUAAUGCCUUGUAAUAAUGAACCCAAUCGCUGUGUGCAACUGUGGAUCCGUUCUCAUCUUAAUAAUAUAUUUACUUCUCUUUUUUUUUUAUUCUUCUACAUUAGAUUUGUAAUUUACCGAUCUACGGUGAGGAUGAAGCCAGGCAGACUUCUUCCAUUUUGGACGUCUUAGAGCCGGCAAGGCAAUGUGGGUGAUAGAGCCAUAGAGGAGGGGUGCUGGUAGAAGUUGCAGAGAAGAGCCUGGGCUCUCUCCGAUACAGAUGGCGGAGGACAGGAAGGGGCUAUUUUCACUGCGAUUCCGCCAUACAAGAAAAGCCUCUGACAGCAUACCAAAAACAGAGACAGCGGAAACUGCAGACCCCGUGAUUCUUGAAAAGAAACAUGAAAGAGGAAACUGGGAGGACCAUGCAUUUUCAGGAGGAGCUCAACUUUGAAGAGAAAUUUCAACCUCAUAGUCAACUGGGGAGAGGCAAGUGCAGAGAGGAGCAGGAAAGUGGCCAACAUGGAGAGGACUUCAGGGGCAAUGUAUGUGAAGAGGCACUCAAGAAAGAGCGUAAAAUUGUUGCAUCUCUUAUACAAGAGAUUGAAUACAAAAACCAGCAUCUAUCUGAAUUGCAGCAAAAAUAUGAUGAGACAACAGCAAGUUUUCGAGCACUUAUAACUGAACUCACAGAAAACAUCAACUUCCAGCAUAAAAAAUUUCUGGCAAUGGAGCUAGAGUAUCAGAUAAGAGAGAAAAUGCUGAUGGAUGAGAAUACCAGGUUGCACAAAGACUGUGGUGCAGAGAUUAGAUGGAUGCAGUCUCAGAAUAGGAGGCUGCACUGUGAACUUGAGGGGAAAACCAGGGCCCUGGAGGAGUGCAAAACCCAGAAAUAUUUGAAGCAUUGUGAGCACAGAAGAUUCUUGCAAGAAAUAAAAAAGCUGAAAGAGGAGUUGCAAUUGCAAGACCAAAAAUCUAAAGCAAUUGAAAACAACUUUGCUGCUCAGAUUACUGAACUGAGAAAUGAGUUGGAGGAAAAAUCUGACGAACUGCAAUAUCAGGAAAGCCUCAACAAUACUCUGAUACUUAAAGAGUUGUUGAGUAGACAAGAGCUCCAGGAUGCUCGUAAUGAAUCUAUAAAUAGUUUGAAAGACGUGUUAAAUAACCGAACAACCCUAGUUAUCAAAAGAAUGGGGGAAAUUGAUCCAAAAGCUUUUCAAGAAGCAUGUUUGCAGAAGUUCCCCAAUGGUGACUUGGAGUAUAUCUCUGCUAAACUAUGUUCAUCAUGGGAAGAAUAUCUUAGGGAUGUAAACUGGCAACCAUUCAAGGCUGCCACUAUAAAAGGCAAUUUACAGGAAAUUGUAGAUGAAGAUGAUGAAAAACUGAAAGAGUUGAGAAAUGAAUAUGGCGAGGCUGUGUACAGGGCUGUUGCCAAUGCAGUGCUGGAAUUGAAUCAAUACAAUCCCAGCGGGAGGUUUGUGGUCUCUGAGGUAUGGAACUCAAAAGAAGGAAGGCGUGCAACUUUGAAGGAAAUCAUUCAAUACUUAAUCAAGCAAGUCAAAACUCACAAACGUAAAAGAGGGUCUCUCUAGUGUUGACAUUGGAUGUUUCCUGGUACUUCUUGGAAUUGCUCUUUCCCACCAGCAUAAAAGCAGUGGAGGUUAUCUUCAGCAGUUUUUGGGUUGGAUAAGAAGAUUCUACUUUCUCUCUAAGAAGGAAGAUGCUUUCUUAAGGAGAACGCUUUAUCCAAGAGUAGCUAAAAGUUGUAAUAGCUAGUUAGAAACUAGAGAGCAUUAAAUUUCUUUCCAUUGAGUAGGUACAAAUGGUAGGAUAAAAAAUAGGGUUGUGAAGUAUCUAAAAAUUAAAUUUGACUCAUUUAGGAUACGCACAGUUGAUGAAUUGCUGCUAAAAGGUAUUGGGAAUUUGUAAAGGAUGAUGUUCUCACUUUAUCUUCAACACAGUUUCAGUUUUAUGCUUGUAAAUACUCCUUGAGCAGUAGCAUUCCCUGGU